CGCUUACAAUCCAAUGCUAGUCAUGUUUUAUUGAGAUCAGUUGAGCCAAGCAUAUCGGGAAAAUUUAGCUGUGAGGUGUCUGCCGACGCACCUUCGUUUCACACGGAAAUUGCCGACGCCCCUUUAGAAGUUGUUGAAUUGCCAAAGCAACUUCCAGUGAUAACGGGAAUUCAGCCAAGGUAUCGACAGGGUGACGCAAUACGAGGCAACUGUACAUCCUUUAAUUCGAAACCAGUCGCUAAUUUGACAUGGAUGAUAAAUGAUGUGGCG
Messenger RNA from Sitodiplosis mosellana (orange wheat blossom midge), 270 nucleotides. RefSeq lists its product as uncharacterized. The record is from RefSeq and is a predicted model, not a curated record. NCBI's taxonomy places the organism in Eukaryota, Metazoa, Arthropoda, Insecta, Diptera, Cecidomyiidae.